AUGGCUGCCUUCAUGCCCAUCUUCAUCUGUGGGCUGUGCUUGUUGCUUUUAUUAACUGCACUCUAUGUUUUACAAGGUUUUAAGCAAUCAGCUUUAAAAUUGCCUCCCGGUCCAUUUCCUCUUCCAGUCAUUGGCAACCUGCACUUGCUGGACAUCAGAAGGCAAGACAAGUCCCUAAUGAAGAUUUCAGAGAAAUACGGGCCAGUGUUCACUGUUCACUUGGGGUUUCGGAAGGCGGUGGUGCUGACUGGCUACGAGGCAGUGAAAGACGCCCUGCUGAACACGGCGGAUGUGUUUGCAGACAGACCCGUUAUUCCGAUCUUCCAUCACAUCCAACAUGGAAAUGGUGUGUUCUUCUCUUCUCAAGAGCUCUGGAGGAAGACACGGCGGUUCACCAUGGCAGCCAUGCGGGACCUUGGCAUGGGGAAGCAUCUGGCAGAAGAAAGGAUCCUUGAGGAGCUUCAAUUUCUCAUCGGACUGAUCAAAUCCUUCAAAGGUGGACCUUUCCGACUUCGGUGUUUGAAUACAGCCCCCACCAACAUCACCUUUGCUAUACUCUUUGGGAGAAGGUUUGAUUAUGAAGACCCAACGUUUGUCACUCUGCUAAGACUCAUAGAUGAAGUUAUGCUCCUUCUUGGGUCUCCGUUCUUGCAUCUAUUUAAUUUCUACCCAUUCCUUGGAUUUCUCUUCAAACCUCACAAGAUUAUACUGAAAAAAAUAGAAGAGGUGUGUGUGAUCUUAAAGAAACACAUCAAGGAGAGCAAAAAAAACAUUAAUGGAAACAACCUGACAAGCUAUAUUGAUGCACUGGUAUUCAAACAAAAGGAGAAAAAUAAAGAUACUCCUUUUCAUGAUGAAAAUGUGUUGGCCUCUGCACUUGACCUGCUCAUGGCUGGCACUGAAACAACAUCCACAACAUUGCAAUGGGCUGUUCUGCUAAUGAUGAAGUACCCUGAGAUUCAAAAAAAGGUGCACGCAGAGAUUGAGCGAGUCCUUGGCCCUGGCUGCUUGCCUACCUUUGAGGACCGGAAAAAAAUGCCCUUCACCACCGCGGUCAUUCACGAAGUGCAGAGAUUUGUCACCCUCCUGCCACACGUUCCCCGGUGCACCUCCACUGACACACAUUUUAAAGGCUACUUCAUACCCAAGGGAACUACAGUGAUUCCUCUGCUCACCUCUGUGCUGCUGGAUAAAACACAGUGGGAGACUCCAGAUGAAUUCAACCCAAACCAUUUCCUUGAUUCAGAAGGUAACUUCGUAAAGAAGAAAGCAUUCCUGCCCUUCUCCACAGGGCGGAGAAACUGCAUUGGAGAAAGCCUUGCCACGGUGGAGCUCUUCGUCUUCUUCACUGGCUUGAUCCAGAAAUUUACUUUUAAGCCUCCACCUGGGGUCAAAGAAUCAGAGCUGGACACAACUGCAGAGGCUGGAUUCACCAUGAGACCCCAUCCACAGUGUGCCUGCGCUGUGCUACGCCCAUAAGCCCAAGGCUCGGAGCUGAGGAAAAUCCUUGUAAUUGUUUUGUGCAGAGCCCAAGAGAUGCACAAAGGAGAAACCAGAUCCCUGUGCAGUACAUACAAGUAGUGUCUUCUUACUCAGAGCCUUUCAAGUACUGGCUUAAUGCUUAAAAUGUUUAUUGAACAAAUAUUUUUCUAAGAAGCAGAGGAGAGCUGGUGGGUAAGGUUACCUGGAAAAUACCAGCCAGAUACAUGGCUGGAAAUGACAGAACCGUCACUACUUUACACAUUAAAUACACAAUGUAAGAAAGUUAUCCUUGUUCUGAGCUUCUG
Messenger RNA from Cygnus atratus (black swan), 1787 nucleotides. RefSeq names its product cytochrome P450 2W1. Lineage: Eukaryota; Metazoa; Chordata; Aves; Anseriformes; Anatidae. Gene Ontology annotation, cellular component: intracellular membrane-bounded organelle; cytoplasm. The transcript has 9 exons. The record is from RefSeq and is a predicted model, not a curated record. Gene Ontology annotation, biological process: xenobiotic metabolic process. Bases 1 to 1479 code for a protein of 492 amino acids. Gene Ontology annotation, molecular function: oxidoreductase activity, acting on paired donors, with incorporation or reduction of molecular oxygen, reduced flavin or flavoprotein as one donor, and incorporation of one atom of oxygen; iron ion binding; heme binding.